CCAGAAUUGUUUUGAAGAAGAAGGAGAAGUUUUCCCUACUUUUUUUGUUUUUACAACAUUAACAGACUUGUGAUUAUUGAUCACUCUUUAAAGAUCAGCUUCUCGGGAGUAAAACCAGCGGGAAGGUGUCGGUGGUUCGAUUCCGAGGCUCGUGGACUGAACCUCGGUACAAAACACUAACGUUUGAUUUGGUGACAAGGAAAUGGACGGAGACGCUAACGGGCUGGAAUGAUCUGCUGAAGAUCAGGUUGUGACGGCCUCCUCAGCAGCCGGCACCACGGCGGGGGACCACCGGACCUCCGUCUGCAGGGUGCUCAUCUACCUUCAGAAGGACAUGUCCGGGGACGGCUGCGUCCCCCGGCGCCACGGCCAGUCCCAGUCCCGGCCCACGUCCCCGGCCCCCCUGCCCCCCCUGGCCUGUCCCAAGACCAGGACCUGCAGCUACCGGGGAGCCGUGGGUCUGGGGAACAAGUACAUCCGGCUCAACGUGGGAGGGAUCCUGUUCUACUCCACGCUCCAGGUGCUGACCAGAGAGAACUCCAUGCUGAAAGCCAUGUUCAGCGGGAAGAAGGAGGUGUUCACUGAUAAAGAAGGUUGGAUCCUGAUUGACCGUAGCGGGAAACACUUUGGCAUCAUCCUUUGUUACCUCCGCGAUGGCAGCGUCAUCUUACCCAAAGGCCGGCAGGCCGUCCAGGAGCUGCUGGCCGAGGCCAACUUCUACCUCAUCCAGGGUCUCGUAGAACUGUGUCAAAAUACCCUGCAGGGCAAUAAAGAGCAAGCACUGUGUGUUAUUCCUGUGAUAACUUCCAUUAAAGAGGAGGAGCGGCUCAUCCAGUCUUCUACCAAGCCGAUAGUGAAGCUGGUGUACAACCGGAGCAACAACAAGUACUCCUACACCAGCAACUCUGACGACAACCUGUUGAAGAACAUCGAGCUGUUUGACCGGCUUUCCCUGAACUUCAACGGACGCGUCCUCUUCAUGAAGGACGUGAUCGGAGACGAGAUCUGCUGCUGGUCGUUCUACGGCCAGAGCCGCAAGCUGGCCGAGGUGUGCUGCACCUCCAUCGUCUACGCUACAGAGAAGAAGCAGACCAAGGUGGAGUUCCCCGAGGCCCGGAUCUACGAGGAGACUCUGAACACGCUGCUGUACGAGACCAUGCCGCUGCCGGACAACUCCCUGCUGGAGGCCACGCGCCGCAGCUACAACGCCUGCGGCUCGCUGAGCGAGGAGGAGGACGGGCCCGGGGGCCCGGAGCCCCGGGACCGGGACCGGGACCGGGUCCGCCGCACACACGUCAAGAGAUACAGCACAUACGACGACCGCCCGCUGGGACACUGAGACUGAACCACCAAACCCCCGGACACAUUUCAAUACUCACGCUGGGAUUCUUGGUGGUGGUUGUGUUUUUCCUUUUUUUUUUUUUUCGUUAUGAAGUCUGACACUCAAAUGUUCUUUCUUAUCUUUUAUUAAUUGACUUUCUCUGCCAUAGUCUAAGAAAGAUUCCUGUCGAGGCCUCGGUGAAAUAAUGUGAGCUUUUAACUCAGUGAUUGUCAGCUCUUUCCAUCAGGAUUGGUGCAUAAAUCAGAAUAUGAUGCAGAGCAGCUGCUUUAAUAUAUGCAGAACUGUGGCUUUCAUUAAAUAUAGAAUAGUAGUGAAAAGUGGUAAAAACACAUCGGUAAAAUGCACUUUUUAUAGAGGUAGAAAUAUUGUUAGAAACAUUACUCCAACUCUGCAUCAGCAGGAUAGUAUAUUGUUCUACUUUUAGUGUUUCAUAUUUCCAGAUGCACAUGUUUUAGUUUGACUGGAGUUGCUGUGACUCUGAUCUGUUGCUGCUCAUCUGAACGCCUGUGAAGAUAAAAG
Molecule: messenger RNA, 1861 nt
Organism: Cololabis saira (Pacific saury)
Lineage: Eukaryota; Metazoa; Chordata; Actinopteri; Beloniformes; Belonidae
Gene: tnfaip1
Product: tumor necrosis factor, alpha-induced protein 1 (endothelial)
Exons: 8
Coding region: 335-1339 (334 amino acids)
Biological process (GO): protein homooligomerization; negative regulation of Rho protein signal transduction; protein ubiquitination
Cellular component (GO): Cul3-RING ubiquitin ligase complex
Molecular function (GO): ubiquitin-protein transferase activity; protein binding
Source: RefSeq, a predicted model, not a curated record